AUGACAAUGCUUGGCUUCAAUUAUGAAUGUAGAAAUAGUGGAAUAUGUAUAUCGUAUGAUAGACAAUGUGAUGAUCAUUGUAAUUCAAAUUAUACGAAUGAUGAUAAUUUUUUUUAUAAAUUAGAAUCGAUCUAUCAAUUUUGUCUAGAAUUAUUAAGUUCGACAGAACGUUCUAAUACUCAUCCAGAUAAAAAUUGCUUCCUUGGGGCUGAUGAAUAUUAUUGUAAUACUGAUCCAACGCCUAAUCAUCCCUAUCGUUAUUAUGCAAACCAAUUUAUGCGUAAAUAUAUACUGACGAUUCAUUUGCUCAUUUAUCCGUUAUUAACGAAGAGUACCACAGAAGAAAAAGAAAAUACUACUACUAAAUCAUUUUCAACUAAAGUUACAAAUAUAGUUCAAUCAAUGACAGAUUUAUUUCAAACAAGUUUAUUGUUUAAGAAAAAUAAGAUACUUGUGCAAGCAUAUCAAACGUAUGUUAAACAAAAAUCAUUCGAAGGAUGGAUAUGUAAUCUGAGUAUAGCAGUUUUUAUUAAGAAUAAUCAACAACAAUAA
Messenger RNA from Didymodactylos carnosus, 552 nucleotides. Lineage: Eukaryota; Metazoa; Rotifera; Eurotatoria; Philodinida; Philodinidae. The record is from the annotation of a GenBank genome assembly.